AUGCCGACUUACGUUCAGCUCCACGAGUUUCUCAAGUCCAAAGUCAGGGCUUGGGAGAACAUGGAACCCGCUUCGGAACCCAAAAAGCAAUCUGAAGGUCAUAAAUCCGGAGGCUCACGCAGUAAUAAACCUCAGAAGACAACAUCCUCUUACACCGCUACUCAAUACAAAGGAAAGCCCAGGAGAAAUUGCCCGCUGUGCCCUGAGGAACAUUACAUGUUGUUCUGUCCAAUCUUUAAGGCCGCUACUUUGGAGGAACGAAUCGACAUAGUCGAAAAAUACCGCCUGUGCUACAAUUGCUUGGGCCCGCAUCGCGUCGCUGAUUGUAAGACCGCUCAAGGAUGCAGGAAGUGCAGUCAACGUCAUCAUACUUCCAUCCAUCGAGAUACACCGCCUAAAUCUGCACCACAGACACUUGCAGACAACGCACAAGAUCCGCUUUCCGCUCAAGUAUUGCUAGCUACCGCCUUAGUCCAGGUACGCCCGCAUCAUGGUAAUCCAAUCACCGCCAGAGUGUUGAUUGAUCAAGGUUCAGAGCUCUCAUUUAUGAGACAGUCGCUCUUCAAGAAGCUUGGACAACCGCUACAGCGUGACAUGGUCAUGCUCAAGGGCAUUGGCAAUGUCUCCGCAGGAAGCUCACUAGGUGUGAGCACAAUUGAGCUUCGUUCGCUGUGUACGACCGCAUCAAUGCAUGUCAGCAUGCAUAUUCUACCAACACUGACGGUAGAUCUUCCAUCGUUCGUGAUCGCUGAUCCGAAAUGGCCGCAUCUUGAGAAUCUCAAGCUCGCUGACCCGCAGUAUCUACAGCCACGCCCUGUAGAUAUUAUUCUAGGUGCAUCACCAGCCGCACAGAUCAUGAACGCAGAGAUUCAACGAGGACCUCGCAAUGCUCCUAUUGCACAAUCCACCACGCUUGGUUGGAUUGUCUAUGGAGCUGUCACCGCUAAACAUCACACGCUUCAACAUCACACGCAGCACUACAUGCAAGUUCCAUCAGGAAAUUCACCGCUCAACACCGCUGAAGAAGACGAAUGUGAAAUUCACUUUCGUCAAACGCAUUAUCGACAGCCUGAUGGACGCUACGUAGUGAGAUUACCGCUUAAGGCCCUUGAAAGUCAACUUGGCGACUCUAUCAAUGCAGCUAUGGGGUCACUCCGCAGAUUAAUAACUCGCUUGUCGCGAGAAAGAGAAUAUUCUGACAUAUAUCGUGCAUUCAUGGCAGAAUACAUUCAACUAGGACACAUGGUACGAGUACCAGUCAACGAAUUGCCCGCAAACGCUUACUUCUUGCCUCACCAUGGGGUAUUGAAGCUUGAUAGUGCCACUACGAAGCUCCGCACAGUGUUCAAUGGUUCCUGUGCAACAUCUACAGGAAUUUCAUUGAACGACAUUCUCCACGCAGGACCCAAAACGCAAAUUGACAUUUUUGAUGUGAUGUUGAGAAUCCGUUGCAGCAGGAUUCUAUUCGCUACUGACAUCACCAAGAUGUUCAGACAGAUUGAGGUCGACUCGCUUGAUUGGCCGCUUCAGUGCAUUCUCUGGAUAGAUGAGAAUGACUUAAUAGACGCUUACUGUCUCAAGACAGUCACAUACGGAACCGCUAGUGCACCUUUUGACGCAGUACGUGUGCUUAUCCAACUAGUAAAGGAUGAAGGACACCGCUUUCCGCUAGCUGUUGCUCCAAUGUUGAAAACACGCUACGUAGAUGACAUCUACGGUGGAGCAGACAACGAAGAAGACGCUAUCAAGGCUGCAGUACAAACAAAAGCUCUGUGUGCAGCAGGCUGCUUCCCGCUUACCAAAUGGGCUAGUAAUAGCCCACGGUUACUCGCUGAAGUCGCUCCAGAAAAGCAGCUGGAUACACCGCUUAAAGAAAUCAGUGAUGCACCAGUAAAAGUCCUGGGCAUGUACUGGAAUUCACGCACUGACGCUCUCCAGUUCAAGUACACGCUACCGCCAGAGACGCCCAAGACAAAAAAAGCUAUUUUGUCUGAAAUCGCAAAGCUGUAUGACCCGCUAGGACUUCUCACACCAAUAGUCGUCAAAGCCAAGAUCUUUAUGCAAGAUCUUCGGCUAGAUAGAGUGUCAUGGGAUGAACAAUUGUCACCAUCACUCAUUCACAAAUGGACUGGAUACCGCGAGGAUCUUCGAAACAUCGAAUCCAUCCGCAUUCCACGCUGGAAUAAUAUAGCACCUGGAGCAACUAUGGAAUUGCACGGGUUCUCAGACGCUUCGCAAAACGCUAUGGCUGCCGCUGUUUAUUUGAGAGUCACUGACGCUGAGGGGAACACAAAGGUCUCACUUCUGUGUUCAAAAACGCAAGUAGCACCGCUGAAGACCAUGACAAUCCCACGCUUGGAAUUAUCUGCCGCAUGGUUGCUAACACAACUGAUACUUCAUGUUAAAGAAGUUCAGUCGCUUGAAAAUGUCAGGAUCAAUCUCUGGACUGACUCCGCCGUGACUCUCGCAUGGAUUAAAAGUCCAGCAAUCCGCUGGAAGACAUUCGUCCGCAAUAGAGUGGGAAAAAUCCAAGAAACGCUUCGAGAUGUCUCCUGGAAAUUUAUUCCAGGAAAACAAAACCCCGCUGACUGUGCUUCAAGAGGUAUACCUACGCUAAAACUGAAACAACACGCUCUCUGGUGGCAUGGACCAACUUGGCUUCAUGAACCAGAAUCCUCUUGGCCCACUCUGGAGCCUCCAACCGACAACGCAACGCAUCGAGAAGAACGCCAAGGUCUGACACUAGUAACUUGGAAAGCAGAAAAUUGCCUGCUCCAACAAUUACUGUCGCAUUACACGCAGCUGUUUCCACUGCUACGGAAGCUUAGCAUUUGGCAUCGUGCCAUCGACUGCUUUAAAAGAGUUCCACAAUCUUCGCUGGCCUACCCGCUUACUCCAUCAGACCUGGAGCGCGCUAAAUUGACCUUGAUUAAGUUCACUCAAGGACAAUACUUCGCUAGAGAGAUUCACACGCUACAAGAUGGUGAUGGUCUGCCUAAAAAUAACAGCAUCACUAAGCUGACUCCGUUCAUUGACCAUCAGGGGGUCCUGAGAGUCGGUGGCCGCUUGAAAAACGCAUUGCUGGACCCAGAAGAGAGGCAUCCAGCGAUUCUACCGCGACAAUCACCGCUUACAUCAAUCUUGAUUGAUGAUUCGCACCGCAAAACGCUUCACGGAGGUACUCAGCUUACGCUCGCUGACUUACGCAAGAGUGUCUGGAUCAUUGGAGGCCGUGUUUCAGUCAGAUCAUUUAUUUUACGCUGCGUUAUCUGCACGAGACAUCGUGGAGAACGCGCUCAACAGUUGAUGGGUCAACUACCCGCUGCACGAGUAAAUCCAAUUCGAGCCUUCUUGCAUACAGGACUCGACUACGCUGGACCUAUCACGCUGAAAACGUUUCAAGGACGUGGAGCAAAAACAUACAAAGGCUGGAUUGCAGUCUUUGUAUGCAUGUUCAGUUCAGCUGUACAUUUAGAGCUAGUAACUGACUACACCGCUGCCGCUUUCAUCGCCGCUUAUCGCCGCUUCACUAGUCGCCGAGGUAUCUGCCACACGCUAUAUUCAGACUGUGGAACCAAUUUUGUAGGAGCAGAUAAAGAGCUGAAACGACUAUUCGCUGCAGGAUCCCGCACAUUACGAGAAUUAUCAACCUUGAUCGCUCAAGAUGGCACGAACUGGAAAUUCAAUCCGCCUGGAGCUCCACAUUUUGGAGGAAAAUGGGAAGCCGCUGUGAAAUCUAUCAAAUUUCACCUUCGAAGAACAGUCGGAGACUCGCUGUUGACGCUUGAGCAAUAUUCAACGCUACUGGCUCAAAUUGAAGCCAUAUUGAAUUCCAGACCACUCACACCGCUGAAUGAAGAUCCUGCUGACCUGGCUGUACUGACUCCAGGUCACUUCUUAAUCGGACAGUCACUGACCGCUAUCCCAGAGCCAUCGCUGACAGAUUUACAACCUGCUCGGCUCUCGCACUGGGAACAAGUCCAGCAAAUGGUUCAAUAUUUCUGGAAACGCUACUACCAGGACUGCAUCCACCGCUACCAGGCCAUUUCAAAGUGGCAUCAUCGACGCAACGAGAUCAAGGUGGGUUCAGUUGUACUGAUCACCACUGAGGAUCUCCCGCCAACCAAGUGGCCAUUAGCCAAAGUAAUUGCUGUUUAUCCAGGUGAAGAUGGACAAAUCCGCGUAGUAACUGUUAAGACAGUUAACACAGAGCUGGUACGUCCAAUUACAAAGCUCUGUGUCCUGCCGCUAACGCAUGAAGAAGAUGAUCUUGUCGACGCAGCCGCCAACCCGGGGGAGAAUGUUCGGUGA
Molecule: messenger RNA, 4311 nt
Organism: Cotesia glomerata
Lineage: Eukaryota; Metazoa; Arthropoda; Insecta; Hymenoptera; Braconidae
Exons: 3
Coding region: 1-4311 (1436 amino acids)
Biological process (GO): DNA integration
Molecular function (GO): nucleic acid binding
Source: RefSeq, a predicted model, not a curated record